GUUCCUGUAUCAUUCGAGAGAAAGAUUGCUUUGUGAAAUCACUUCGGUGGUUAUCGUGUUCCGAAGAGGAGGCCUGUAUUUUGGACUAUAUCUGAGAUCAAUCGAAACAUUUGAAGUGGUCCAGUGCUGUCUUCUAAAAGAAAACACUUAAGGAUUUUGCGUAAGGCACGUAUUUUUUAAAGGCAGAGUUAGGGUGACAUUGCGGUCUCUUUAUAUCGAAUAUAACGUCGCCCGACAAAAAAGGGAAAGUGGGGCAUUGUCCAUCGUACGUAUUAACGCAGUGGGAUUUUUACGUCUGGUCCGCGUUUCCACCCACCCCUCCCGCGUUGACGGUGAUGGGUCGGAAGCGGUGUGUCGGUGCAGAUUGUUCCAAGAUGGCGGCUGGGUGCUGCGGGGUGAAGAAGCAGAAGCUGUCGGGAUCCCCCGGGUCUGGGGGUCCUGGCGGGGUGGGGGCGGGUAACGGGGUGGUAGGGACCGGACAUUGUGGCUCGGACUUGGGGAUUGGUUCCUCCUCGACUGUGGUGGCAGGGAACAUGAAUCGAGUGAACGGCCUGGGGGGUCCUGGGGGUAGUAGUAGUAGUAGCAGCACCACCAACGCAUUGUCCCCAGCCCCAGGAGGCUACAACUCAACUGGCAUCUCCCCGAAUCUUAGCCCGGGAUGUGGUUCGGGAAGUGGAGGCAGGAAGAUGGUUGUUUCAGCGGAGAUGUGUUGCUUCUGUUUCGACGUGCUUUAUUGCCACCUGUAUGGAUACCAACCUCCCCGAACACCCAGGUUUACAAACGAUCCCUAUCCGCUGUUCGUCACAUGGAAAAUAGGCAGAGACAAGCGGUUGAGGGGAUGUAUAGGUACAUUUUCUGCCAUGAACCUGCACUCAGGACUCAGAGAGUACACCCUUACCAGUGCCCUUAAAGACAGCCGUUUUCCUCCCAUGACGAGGGACGAGCUGCCACGCCUCUUCUGCUCAGUGUCUCUGCUCACCAACUUCGAGGACGUCGGUGAUUACCUUGACUGGGAGGUGGGUGUUCAUGGCAUUAGGAUAGAGUUUUUCAAUGAAAAAGGAUCAAAGCGCACCGCCACCUAUCUACCAGAGGUCGCAAAAGAGCAAGGAUGGGACCACAUUCAGACCAUAGAUUCCUUACUACGAAAGGGAGGCUACAAAGCUCCCAUCACAAAUGACUUCAGGAAGACCAUUAAGUUGACCAGGUACCGUAGCGAGAAGAUGACGAUGAGCUAUGCGGAGUACAUCGCCCACCGCCAGCACCAUCACUAUCAGAACGGCAUCGGGCAUCCUCUACCACCAUACAACCAUUAUUCCUGACAGCGAGCCGCAUGACCAAUCACUGAACCUCUCUGCGGACCUUUUCCCAGGAGAGCCCGCCCCCUCCUGGUCUAGCUAUCUCUACUACUGUACCAUUUUAUGAUGAUAGUUUCCGUUGCCAUGCUGACGCUCUCCCAGACGUUGACGUGGCAACGGGUGGCAAAAUAAGCAUAAAUUGAUAAUGACGAGUAAAAACAAACCUUUUUUUCCCCUUUUUAUCCUCCUAUUGAUUUAGUUUUUGCAGCAUAUAUAUUGAUAUCUAUAACCCCUUUCGUUCAUAUUUUUGACAAGUAAACGAAUACUAGAUUUUCUUGAACUUUGAUUAUUUUCAAAGAAUCCUAAUCAGGUUUUUGAUUCUGUGGAUGGAAGCAAGUCAUAUAUGGUGGACUAGUCUUGCAUAAUGGUAUAUGCUCAUAUUUUGUGUAGGCUUUUCUACAGUGUUCCCUUCUUUUAGGAAAAUGUGUUUUUCUGUUGAAUCCUUUCUUAGUAGCCUGAUUGACAUUGUGCGUAUCAUGUAGCAAGCCAUCAGCAGUUCUGGAAGGUUGCAUCAUUUCCUCAAUUUUGCGAUUCCUCUCAAAAAAGUAUUGACUGUUAAGGUUGGUUUGGCCUUUGUAAACCGUUGUAGUGAUGUAAUUGAGUAGAUGUUGGGACGUGUAUACCCAAGAUUUUACAUUGUGGGGUUCUGAUGCCACACAAACAAUAUUAGCUGGUCUUUAUUGCGUUACCCUACAAACCUGUUUGCUCUUCUGUGUGUGGUUAGCCGUUUGUUAAGUGCACAUCUGACAGGACAUUGAAACUGACACAUUAAAUUAGGAAUAGGAUCAUGUCAAAAUAUUUCCCAGGUUGCUUGACAGAGCCUUUCAUUUCCACCGGAGUGUUCAUGGUGUUUUUGAUAAACACUUCUAGACUUCAUUUUUUAAUUCAUUUUUUAAAAAUUGAACCUUUAUUUAACUUGGCAAGUCAGUUAAGAACCAAUUCUUAUUUACAAUGACGGCCUACACAGGCCAAUUGUGCGCUGCCCUAUGGGGACUCCCAAUCAUGGCCCGUUGUGAUACAGCCUGGAUUUGAACCAGGGCGUAUAAUGAUGCCUCAAACACUGAGGAAGCAGUGGCUUAGACCGCUGCGCCACUCUGAAACUUGAAUUGAAUUUGUCCGGCUACAGUUAUUAUUUUCCCCCUCUCAUUAAAACUUGAUAAAUGUAUGGAGGAAGCCAAUUUAGCUUCAAAUUAGGUUCUGUUCUUUGUCAUUUUGAAUCGGGCGAGGAAUGAAUGUGAUCUACAGGGCUGGAGGAUAUGGUUGGGUGGGAGAGUUGACUGCAGAGUACAGACAAAUAAUGAUCCAAGUCAUUGACCUCUGAGAAAAAGUCCUUCGUCCUGUUAUUCCAUGCCAGUUAGUUUGAGAGGAAAAACCAAUGAAUGAGACUUGAGUCUAGUGACGGGCACAUGCUAAAACUACUACAAGCCAUAUUCUCUUUUUAAUACAUGCUUUGUAAGAGUGGUAGUCUUUUGCUGUUUGCUUUUCGUCCCUCUAAUAAGUAACUUCUCCGUGUUUACUUCCUCUACGAGUCAACUUUAUUCUGGUGGCUUUGGUCCCAAAAGUUGUGUUUCCCCUCCGAUUGUGCUCUGUGCUUGGUCCUUUUUAGGAAUCUGGGCCUGUGAGACAUUAUCUGGCCUUCCUCUAGUUACUCUGUGGACAUGGGUUAGCAUCAAAGUUUGAACUCCUUUGUCCUGUUUGUGGCCUCCUCACCUCCAAUGUUUACAUCCACAUAUGUUACAUGCUUGAUGACUGCCCGGUUGCCAUAGAUGUGCACUUUCAUGUGCUCUCGUCAAACGUUAGGAGCUGCUGUGGAGGCUACUGGACUGAGUAGCUAGCUAAUGUUAAACCCCUGACUCUGAUCGUCGUCGGUUAAGUUGUUCAAAUCACCCCUCCGUUAUUUCCUCUUCAUGACAUGCUGCUGUUGAGGCGCUUGCUGGUUUCAGGACAAGUUACUCCCCAUCCCUGUGCCACUAGAAACCAUGCAUAGGUUGUUGGUCUGUCUUGUCAGCUGGUUUGCAGCAGCUUCUGGCUGAGUUGGUGGGAACCGAUGCAGAGGGAACUAGUAAAGGGUGGAUCAAGCUGCAUUUAAUCAAACUCUACAUAAAGAGCCAGGGCUUUUAAAGGAGCAGGGAAGACAUUUCCCCUCCCCCUCCUAGUAUUCUUCAUUGUCAGUCACAUCCACGUCCAGUAGUUGGUAUGUUUUAACAAGUGUCGUUGAGGGUUAUCUCGUGACCUCUGUGUAGUGUACAGGAUUUGAUUUGUUUUUUUUGUGGUGACUGACAGUUUUGAAGGGUGCGUGUAAAAAAAUAACAAAAUAAACGUAUUUUCGUAACAGCCUUUACCAACUGACAGUAGGGUAAAUCCAUUUAAUUUAAUUUUUAUAUGCAAAAUGUUAAGGGCUUUUGGCACUCCAUCCACAGUAACCUGAAAUGACCCAGAUUUCAGUUGUGUUGCCUUAAGGAAUGAUUAAAUAAAUAUGGACCGGUAAAAUGGUGCCCUGAGUGUUCCUCUGUCCCGUACUGUUGUCUAACCCUGACCUCAACCUACAGGGCAGUGAAGGUGAACCGGAUUCACCCAUUCACCCUCGGAUAGACACAUUAUCGUAGUGGGAGGCAGAUGGGAACCUUUUGUGGUCAGACAGGCUACUACAUUAAUAUAGUCUAGUGUAGAAGUGGUUCAGAUGAGCUCAUCUCACCUGUUUACUGUGGUUCCCUGCUCAGAGAUUGGAUGGCCUUUCCAUCAUAUCCUCUUGGGGUCAGGGAACUGAUGCCUCAGACCAUGCUGCUUAGUAAUAUUGACAGGACAAAUUGGCCUACUUAAAGAGAUAUUUUGCCCUUGUAGUUUGUCACAAAAACAGUUUUCAGAGAACUGUGGGAAAAGCUAUCCUUGCUGCUGAACAGUCAGGUACCCAUUUUCUGGUCCAUUAAAUACAGCACAACCUGUACUUUUUCUGGUCAUGCUGCAAAAUCAAGUCCACUGCUGUCUUUUACAUGCUUGCUGAUUUUUAUAUAUAUAUAUAUAUAUAUAUACACACACACACAUGCAAUCCACUCUGUUGCAUGUGUAUAUAUAUAUACAUACACACAUGCAAUCCACUCUGUUGCAUGUGUGUAUGUGUAUAAAACAUGCAGAAUGGUUAAAUCCAUGACAUGCUUGAUCUACGGUGUAGAGACUCAUAACUCGUUAAAAAAAAGAGAAAAUAAAUCAAAUGGUGCUAUUGGACCUCGUGUUGGGGCGGUCGCGGGUUUCGUGACUGGUCAUGCGGACUCAUCGAUCAUAUCCAACGUAUUAUCCUUGAUAUAUGCAGAUCUGUUCAACAGGUGUUUUUUCCCUACCAGUGUAAGUCAACACCCUGCAGGUUUGAAAGGACAAGAAGUCCCAACUAACCCCCCCCUCCUCCCUUCUCUACCCCCAACUCCCCGCCCCUGCCUCAUGGCCUUGGGGUUGAAGGUGAUAUCUGGUUCAGUAGAUGGUGUCAUCAGAAGGGAACAUUCUCUCCUGAGCUGGGACAGUAAAGAGUGGAAGUGAACAGGGCUGUCACCCCUGACACUCCAUCGUAGGCCCUUUCCUUGCCCAGCCCACGACUGCAUGUUCCAAUAACACUUCAUGUUUUACCUCUGUGUUAAAUCGUUGUUACAGCUGUCCUGUACCCUAUACUCAUCCAUGGGGUUGAUUAACAGCUUAAAGGAAAGGUUCUGACUGAAGGCUCUCUCAACUAUGGCUCUUACGAACUGCCUCAAAGGAAGUCCAGCGUUUUUAGCCUUCUUGAAUAUUGUCAUGCAUGUACAGUAAGUCUCUAACAGUGGUUUCUUUAAGCCAAAGGCCAUGUUGCGACUUGGCUGGACAUGACGGUGGGUUUAACUGGCAGGUUUAGUGACAGCCGGACGAGUGCUGACGUCAUCAGGAUGCUCACGUAAUUAUUGUAUAAUGUUUGACUGAGACCAUUUGUUGUCAUUAAUGUAUAUCAGAGGAGCCUGGUGGGAGGCGCUAUUGGAAGAUGGGCUCAUUGCAAUAAAUGUAAUGCUAUCAAACAUAUAGAAAACACGUUUGACAAUGUGCCCGUCCUCCUAUAGCUCAUCCCACUAGCCUCCUCUGAAGUAUGUUACUUUCACAUGGAAAUGACUGAGUUUUCUUUUUUUCUUUUUUUUUUAAACCUCAAGUCAAGAUUCAUGAAUACCAGUCAAAUGUGAUUCUGACUGCUCAUUUGCAGCACACCUCUGCCCAUUGUUCAUACUGACACAACUAGGAUAAUGUUAAAGACAGAAUGUCAUUUGGUUCCAUACCAGGGUUAUGGUUUAGUCCCAGCAUUCCUUGUAUGUGUAUGCAUAUAUCUUUGUUGAAUGCUUAAGCUCAUAUAACCUUUUGUAUGUUCGACCGAACCAAAGAUGCCUCUGGCCACGUCCACAUGCUGCUCUUCAGGCCUGGCUUCCUGUCCUUCCAAAAAACACCCCUGCAAGAGACAAAAUGACUUCUUUCUUUCCCGUCUUUUUCUUUUUUUUUGUACGAUUUCUAACUUUCUUUCUUUAGCAACUGCUUAUUCAAUUACUUUUUAAAAUUCUGUUUGAAGCCUUACCAGGCAUCAAGGAUAGUGAAAUUACCUGGUUGCACAGUUUAUUUUGUCAGAUUAUUUUCAUUAUAAUUUGUGCAACAAAAAAUAAAACCCCAUAGCGUGCCUCCUAGA
This is a messenger RNA of Oncorhynchus gorbuscha (pink salmon), 6036 nucleotides long. RefSeq names its product AMME syndrome candidate gene 1 protein-like. The transcript has 6 exons. Lineage: Eukaryota; Metazoa; Chordata; Actinopteri; Salmoniformes; Salmonidae. The record is from RefSeq and is a predicted model, not a curated record. Bases 336 to 1319 code for a protein of 327 amino acids.